CCGUACAAUGCCACGUGGCAUUGUGCUCACCAACAGUAAACCCGUCGAGGGAAUGGUUUACCAAAUGGCAUUGGUUUUUGAUCAAAAUUAUGAGACCGUAAAGCAGUUUAAAAUGAUUCCAGUGGUUACACAACGCACAAAAACGAAACAAGUCUCAAAUGUGUACAGUGGAAAUAUGCGCCUCGAAAAAUCAAUGCAAAUCGACGAGACUCUUGUAUUCGGUCAAACAAUUGACUGGGAACCAACUGAUGAUGAAGGAAUGUCUGUUGAGAUUGUGAGAAAAUACAAACGAAUCCGCCCGGCCUAUGAAUCUCGAAUUUUCGACGGAGAAACACAGCUUCUACUGCCUGGAAUUAUGUCCAGAAAUCGAGAAGUUCUUUGGAUGUGUGAUAUUUGGCCACAACUCGAAAUUAAAAACGAUCUGAAACACGUUGUACACCCAAAUGUGGCUGUAAAUGCGUGGGUAACACUACAUAUUCGAGAUGAUCAAUCGAUAAAAUAUGAACUUUAUUCAUUUGAUUCAACAGCUGAUUCACUUCAACAUCAAGUACGGAAUGCCUCUUGGAAUAAGGAAGUUGAGGGUAAUUUCCCGCAUUUUUGGGACCCCGUGGACGAAAAUCGCGUGAAAAAUCCGGAUUUCGUAGCCCCAAUGGCUGAUUUUUUGAGUGGAAUGCGUGGAUAUGUGAUGUCUGAUCGAAUUGUUCUGGCAGAAGAUCCACGUCAUCGAGAUGUAUGCUUUCAUCGAAUUGUGCUCCGAGAGAGCGAUGGAUUUCCGGAGCCGGGCUCAUUCAUCAGAUUUGACGCUGAGAAAAUUGAUUUUUUGAAUAUCUACGCGAUGAAGGGAAUUGUUAAUUUGAAUGAUCAGCGAGCUCUGCCAAGGACGGCUAAUGGAAAUAUUAAAACAACAAUUCGUCUUCACAACGAUUCGCCAGGAUUCUAUUAUUCAGAAGCUCUUCAAUGCUUCAUGGAUGAUCCGAAUAAUGUAUUAGAGCACUGGUUGCUCUCAAAAUAUUCAAAUAGUACUCUACAAGUCGGAAUCUCUGCUGGAGAACCAUCAGCCAUCGGAACUCCGAGAUUUGUGAUCGCUGAGAUUACUGAUGCUAAAGCUCGGAAGCUUCAGGCUCUCACCGAAGCCGGAGAUAUCAAAUUCGUCGCGGAGCCGGCGAUUGUUAUCAAUUUUCGCGGUGUUUUAUAUGUUCCGAGACUGCCGAAAAGCGUUUUUAGACUCCGCUCGUCAGAUAUGCCAAUACCUCCAGGAACACGGAUCUUCAUCACAGCACACUAUGAAAAUCGUUGGAUUAUCGAUAAAAUCGACGUUGAUCGCCGAGAUACGUCUGUUGAAGCGCUCGUUUGUCACGAUGCAAAGAGUGGAAAGGAAAUGAUCUGGUUCCACUGUACGUCUGCUCGGGGCUCCGACCAACUUCCAUAUCUCCUGAAAACUCAACAAUUCGGAUUAGUUCAAACGCCGAAAUCAUUCCAAGUCCGCCGUAAUCCGUCACUUUUCGUGUGGGACAACGUUUGGGUCACUCUUAAUGAUUGUCACGUUGGGGAGGGCUCAAAACCGCCCACGCGAUUCAAAAUUUGUGCAUUUGGAAAAGUUACCAACUUUACGACGCGAAUCUCUCCAAUCGAGUUGCAGCCACGAUCUCCAGAUUUUCCAGUUCUCACAAGUUUCAUAGAAGAUCAUAAUUUUAUUGAGGAAAAUACACUUAAUAAUGUCGGCGUACCACCGGUUUACGGGGAAACGGCCGUUGCAGAGUAUCAAGAAGCUCUGCGAGCCCCCCGUGCACACGCGAAUAUAAUCCGAAUGAUUAAUGAUUUGGAGGAUAGCCUCAAUUGGGCAAGAAAUCCGUCGAAAACUAUUAAAUUGGAAAUCGAUGAGCACUUGGAUCGAUGUGAUACGUGUACUAAUCGAGAUUUGAACCCGAACUGCUAUUUUCCGGAAUACUUAUCACAUGCGCUCCGUCAGAAGCCGGAAAUUGUUGAAAUCUUCUCGCCUGGGAUGCUCUCAAUCAUCACUUGCCGCAGAUUUGGCGGCGGCGGCGGUGUUUAAAAAAGAAUUUUUUUUUUUUGACGGGAACAACUGAUUUUUUUGUGUUAUUUCGUGUUUUUUAUACCCCAUUUUUUUUACAAGAAAAAGCUCAAAAAUUGAGCCAGAAUGAAGUUUUUAAGGAAUGCAAACAA
This is a messenger RNA of Caenorhabditis elegans, 2184 nucleotides long. RefSeq names its product Minor tail protein (gene rexd-1). The coding region runs from base 8 to 2053 and encodes 681 amino acids. The record is from RefSeq and is marked reviewed. The transcript has 11 exons. Lineage: Eukaryota; Metazoa; Nematoda; Chromadorea; Rhabditida; Rhabditidae.